AUGCCUAAGUGCAACAAGAAAGCGAGGGGCAAAAGGGUGCCAGAUAAAAAAGGUGGAAGGCUUGGUACCAAUAAGGAAAAAACGAGAUAUGUAGAUCCGUAUGCUGGAAAUGAAGUGAAUACAGACAUUGAUGCCAUUGUGGAAGAACUUGAACGCACAGAGGAGUCUGUAGAGCAUCCACAGCAGAUGCCUCCAAAAGUACAAGAGAAGAAACAAAAUAAACGUCGGGUGGCGAAGAUUGAAGGCGUUACGGUGAAACCUGGUAUGACAGUUGCGCAGGCAUACAAGAUAGCGAAUAAACUUCGACAACAAAAGCCGUUGAAAAAUAUACCCAGUCAAUCUUUUGAUGAUGGAGAAGAGAAGGAAGAUGAUGCAGGAGGGGGAAGUGGUGAGGAUUACAGUGAUACAGCCAAUGAACGUCAGACAGAAUACCGUAAGGGAGGCUAUCAUCCUGUGGUAGUUGGUGAGGUUUACCAUGAUCGCUACCGAAUUGUUAAAAAACUUGGUUGGGGUUAUUUCUCUACAGUCUGGCUUGUAUGGGACUAUACAGAUGAGAGAUAUUAUGCAAUGAAAAUACAAAAAUCGGCUAGACAUUAUACUGAAGCUGCAUAUGAUGAGAUUAAACUAUUGGGCGAUAUUAUGUCUGCAGACCCUGACAAAACUCGUUGUUGUGCUCGCUUAAACGACUACUUUGAGCAAACAGGUCCAAAUGGAACUCAUGUCUGUAUGGUAUUUGAUGUUUACGGGGAAGAUUUGUUAUCACUUAUUGAACGGUAUGAUUAUCGUGGUGUUCCUUUACCCAUAGUCAAGUGCAUUUCUCGACAAAUUCUUGUGGGUUUGGGGCAUGUACACUCGUUAGAGAUUAUUCACACCGACUUAAAACCUGAAAACGUCUUAUUAUCAACACCAAAGCAUUCUAUAAUAUCAUUAAUGAAACGAUAUAUUCCUCCUCCUUUGCAUCAGAGGCCACGACUCGUUGAGCGUGAUCCAAAGUGUAUGACAAAGUCACAACGAAGGCGUUACUAUAAAAAGCUCAAAAACAUAGAAAAAAAUGUCAGCACUAGUGAAAAUACUUCAGUGAACCUCUCCCAUAAUGUGACAGAGACUGAUAAUGAAAAUCGUAAUCUACAAGAAGGAGAACAAAAACAAAAUGAAACAGUUUCAGAAAGUGAUACAGAUUCAGACUGGGAAGUUGAACGCCUUCACCAUGUUGUACUGGCUGAUUUUGGUAAUAGCUGUUGGACCUACCGGCAGUUUACAGAUGAUGUUCAGACUCGUCAGUAUCGUUCUCCAGAAGUAAUUCUUGGAGAACCUUAUUCUACUCCAAUUGAUUUAUGGUCUGCUGCAUGCAUGAUUUUUGAACUUAUCACAGGUGAAUUUCUUUUUGACCCAAGGAAGGGUGAUAAUUACUCACGAGAUGAAGAUCAUUUAGCUUUGAUGACAGAACUUCUAGGUGAGCUACCAGAAAGUAUGCGUCUAGGUGAUGGUAAGUAUCGUUCUCAGUAUUAUAACUCACGUGGAGAACUGCGAAGCAUUAAGGAUCUCAACUUUUGGUCCCUAGAGGAUGUUCUCCACGGGAAGCAUAAAUUCACUCGCAAAAAGGCAAGUGAAAUUGCACAAUUUCUUCUUCCUAUGCUUGAGUUUGAUCCACAAAGGAGAGCGACUGCAAGUGAAAUGCUCGCUAAUUUUGAACACUUUUUUGAAAUUCAAGAAGAUGACUAUGCUCCCUUCUGUUUCGUUCCUACUGAAGCUGAGCAUCGUGAACAAGCCGGUGAAAGUUCAAGUGGUGAUGGCAGAUCUGAUUUUUCUGGUGAUUAUGAUGAUGAGGAUGAUGAUGAUGAUGAACAUUAUUAUGAUGAAGAGGUUAAACAACCACGUGAUACAAGGGUGGAAGUUAGUGAUGAAGAUGAUAUUGCAGACGCUAUCCGAUAUUGGGAAAGACAUCCGAUUCUCAACAAACAGUCAUUACAGAAACGCGGUCUUACUGUAAACGACAUUCAAGCUGUGCUUUCUGGGAAACGUCUAGAGAACGCAGCAGCUCAAGAAGCUGCAAAUGAGGUUAUUCGCUUGCUUUCAGAAGAAACAGAUGAUGGAAGUGAGGAUCAAAUGGUGUACAAGGAAGUUGAUGCGGUGUCCUCUACGAGUGACUAUAAUGGCAGCACAGGUGGCGCCAAGGUUGAUUAA
Messenger RNA from Trypanosoma theileri, 2184 nucleotides. Its product is annotated as serine/arginine-rich protein specific kinase SRPK. Gene Ontology annotation, biological process: protein phosphorylation; spliceosomal complex assembly; regulation of mRNA processing. The transcript has a single exon. NCBI's taxonomy places the organism in Eukaryota, Euglenozoa, Kinetoplastea, Trypanosomatida, Trypanosomatidae. The coding region runs from base 1 to 2184 and encodes 727 amino acids. Gene Ontology annotation, molecular function: ATP binding; protein kinase activity. The record is from RefSeq and is a predicted model, not a curated record.